AUGAGCGGUCUCGGACCCGCCGCUUGCUGGCUUACCCACAAACGUAUUGAAUCGUGGUCGCGUAUCGCCAGGGAGCGUGUCGGAGCCGUGCGUCGCGUAACUCUUGAUCGCAAUUCCGAAGAUAAUAUCGGUGCGACGACAUCCGCGUCAUCCACUCCACCACCACCGCCCAUGACGCCACCUCCGUCCGCUUCGUCAGUGACAUCGACCACGAGUGGUAUUGGUAGUGGGGCGGGCAGCGUCAGCGAUAGUUGUGAUUUGCCAACGGACUCUGAGGAAGUUAACGUAGUCAAAGAGACUCAACCCAUACAACCGCCAUCGACUUUUGGUAAUUCUGCGCAUAUGGUAAAUGCAGACGUUCUGCGUGGCCCUGCGGAGGUACUCCACAGUCCAUUGCACUUGCAUCACCAGAGUCGUUCCUUUCCACCGCGUCUACAGCGCACGCCAUCUAUUUCCAGUCAGUCGAGUAUUGACAGCGCACCAUCUAGACAUUCAGGACACCGCGGCUCUUCGCCACAGAUUCGUACAUUCGGACCCGAUGGUCGAAGCUCAUUACCCGCCGACCCCGGCUUUCCACAUCAUUUGGCUCGCUCACCAAGUCCAAUGCGCACCAUUUCACUGGAUGCCCGUUGCGGUAGCCCCGCAUCCACCGACGUCAGUGACUUGCGUACGCCCAGUCCAUCACAAAGCAGCCUAGCCUCAAUAGCCGGUGGUUCGGUGGUUACGAACAUAAGCAUAAACUCCGCAAAAGUCGGUCGCUGCCUUUCUCCACUACUUAUACCGCCACGAACACCUGCAGGAGUCGACCCCGCCAUUGGACCAGCUUCACCGCUGGGUGCUUUGCAGCCAGAUCUAUAUCGUGUUCCAGAUGGUCCAAUAUAUUUGACAGCACCUGAGUCCAGUCCAGCUUUGGGCCGAUUGCAUUUACGUGUCAAAUAUGACUAUCAUCUUUUCGAUUUGACCGUGCACCUGAUUGAAGCUCACAACCUUUGCCCGAUUGAAGAGGGAGGUUUUCGCGACCCGUACGUACGUUUGAUGCUUGAACCUGAGGUGGACAACCGAAAACGCCAAACACACAUACAUCGCGGAGAAACAAACCCUUAUUUUGAUCAACAUUUCAAAUUCCCCGUUUCACGUGAUCAACUACAAGGCAAAGAGCUCAAACUCCAGGUUCUCGACUAUGAUCGCUAUUCCCACAAUGAUAUAAUCGGUGAAGUACGUAUCUCUGUUGAUGAAUUGGAUCUUUCAAAAUCUGUAGAGAUAUGGGGCGAUUUACUACGUGUCAAAAAACCGCAAGAGAAUCGACCGGAGCUCUUAUGCUCACUAAACUACUUGCCUCAGGCCGAACGACUGACAGUGGUCAUCAUGAAAGCAAAGAACUUGGACACAAUACAGGAGCCCUAUGUAAAGAUCUAUUUAAUUCAAAACGGUAAACGCGUAAAAAAGAAGAAGACUAGCAUUAGCAAAUCUGACGAUCCCGCCAAUCCCAUCUGGAACGAAGCAUUUACGUUUAAUCUGCAGUCUGCCUACCUGCAUAACGCGGCGGUAGAGAUUUACGUUGUUGGUUCUGGUGGAGAAGCCAUGGAAAUUGGCAGCUGCGGGCUCGGACCACAAGAGAUUGGUACUGGGUGUCAGCACUGGCACGACAUGAUAAAUAACGCGCGCAAACCAACAGCUAUGUGGCACUUCAUUCGCUAAGAUGUAAGCGCCUUUAAUGCAUGCAUGUUUGUGCAGUUGCUUUUACAUAUACAUACAUGUACUAUAAAAACGUUAACACAUAAUAUGCAUAUACAUAUAUUUUAUAUAUGUACACAUAUACAUAUGUAUAAAAGUAUUUACAAAUCAGGUAUCCGAGCACGAGUAUAGCAAAUACAUAUGUACAUAAGAAUAGGAAUGGCUGGAUCAAGCACUUAUGAACUUAGAAAUGACGUCAUUUUGUUAAAUAAUUUCAUUUAAGGCUAAACACUUCAAUCAAAUAACAAAUAAGACAUGCAUAGAGGUUUGUGAACUAAAAAAUAGUAAAAUUCAAAGACGCGUUGGUUUGUGUAUAAAAAAUCGAUAAUUCCACGUAAUAAUUGCAGAUACAACUGCAUAAUUUUCAAAUACGCCCACACUAGGAACUUUUUAAAGCAUAUACUUGCCACACUAUUUGAAGUUACUUUAAAUGUAAUAUACGCGACUAUAUAAUAUUUAAAUAUACACACUUACAUAAUAUAUUACUGUACAAUUUAAAGAAGAAAUGCUUUGAGAAGGGCUUUGCUAGGAUUAUUUUAUUAUACAUAAAUAUAUAUGUCUGUAAGGGUAUAAAAGGCGGAAAAAGCGUCAGUCUUACCGAAACCAAUAAAUACUACAUAUUUCAAAUUAUUAUUAUGAAAAAGAUAAAAGAUUCUAUUUUCGCCUCAAUGCUAUUUCUUUGGUAUAACUUUAUUUCUAAGUUUGAAGGGAAUGCUUUGCUGGCUUAGUGCAUCACUGAAGCUUUUAUAAAAACGCUAAAUGUAAAGCAAUUAUAUUUUUAACAUUUGCUUAAUUGUUUUUAUUUCAACUGUUCAA
Molecule: messenger RNA, 2550 nt
Organism: Bactrocera tryoni
Lineage: Eukaryota; Metazoa; Arthropoda; Insecta; Diptera; Tephritidae
Product: synaptotagmin-7
Exons: 8
Coding region: 1-1698 (565 amino acids)
Biological process (GO): regulation of dopamine secretion; regulation of calcium ion-dependent exocytosis; calcium-ion regulated exocytosis
Molecular function (GO): clathrin binding; calcium-dependent phospholipid binding; phosphatidylserine binding
Source: RefSeq, a predicted model, not a curated record